This is a messenger RNA of Fusarium musae, 423 nucleotides long. RefSeq lists its product as uncharacterized. The transcript is spliced from 2 exons. The record is from RefSeq and is a predicted model, not a curated record. The coding region runs from base 1 to 423 and encodes 140 amino acids. Gene Ontology annotation, cellular component: mitochondrial inner membrane. NCBI's taxonomy places the organism in Eukaryota, Fungi, Ascomycota, Sordariomycetes, Hypocreales, Nectriaceae. Gene Ontology annotation, biological process: mitochondrial phosphate ion transmembrane transport. Gene Ontology annotation, molecular function: phosphate transmembrane transporter activity.
AUGGCAACAUUUCUAGUCUACGAGAAAGCCGUCCAGACAGCAUAUAGCGUUGUAGACAAGAGAGAGCUCUCGUCAAUGGGGGUUACUGGUAUUAACCUUGGUGCUGGGCUUGUCGCUGGAUUGGCCGCCGCCGUCGUCUCUCAGCCGGCCGAUACAAUGCUGAGUAAAAUCAACAAGGAAAGAGCAGUCGUAGGCGAAAGUACAUCCCGUCGCUUAUUUCGCAUUGCUUCUGAGCUUGGACUACGCGGUGCCUACACAGGCAUGCAAGCACGUGCAGUUAUGGUUAGUGGCAUGACGGCAGUGCAGUUUGGCAUCUACGGAGACAUAAAGAAGAUCUUUGGGGCAACCGAUGGAGUGGAGUUGAGCGAGCGCUUCGUUUCUGUAGACUCUUAUUCAGAAGAACUGCAGCAGGCGGCCGUGUAG